Molecule: messenger RNA, 789 nt
Organism: Exophiala xenobiotica
Lineage: Eukaryota; Fungi; Ascomycota; Eurotiomycetes; Chaetothyriales; Herpotrichiellaceae
Exons: 1
Coding region: 1-789 (262 amino acids)
Molecular function (GO): S-adenosylmethionine-dependent methyltransferase activity
Source: RefSeq, a predicted model, not a curated record
AUGCAAGACUUGGCUCAAGCAGUCGGCGCGACACCUGUUGAAAACAGAAGGCGCAUUCUGGUGCCUGGUGCAGGGCUUUUAAGGUUGCCACUGAACCUCUACCUGGCCGGAUAUGAAGUCGAAGCGAACGAGGUAUCGCACCAUCAGCUGCUGGCAAGCUUGUUCAUGUUGAACCAGGCCGAGACUGAUCCUCAGUAUGCGCUGUACCCCUGGGUUCUGAGUUUCUCGAAUCAUGUGUUUCGAGGCGACCAGUUCUUGACGUGUUCAGUCCCAGAUCUCCGACCUAGGAAGCUGAUUGGUGAGACUGCGCGCGUCGGCAGGUCGCUGAAGAUCAACAUGAACGACUUUGUCAUCGAGUACUCCAAGCCUUGUUACAAAAAUCAUUUCGACGCCGUAACGACACUCUUCUUCAUCGACACAGCGCCCAAUUUGCUCGAUUACAUCGCGACGGUCAGUCAUUGUCUCGAAGUUGGGGGAGUUUGGAUCAACGUGGGACCACUUCUGUGGAAUUGCUAUGAGAAUGGUCCAGCUGGACGACAGGAAGGUGACCUUGAUGAUGACAUAUCUUGUAAGAUGCGGCAGCGCCUUGCCUCGGGGGAGUGUGGAGACCCGGGUGCUCCAAAGCUCGAGUUCUCUAACGAUGAGGUACUAAAGUUGCUUGAACACUAUGGUUUCGUGGUUGAAAAGCAGGAUCGCUGCAUUGGCGAGGCCGGAUUCGUGGCAAACCCUAGAAGUAUGCUGCAAAACAUGUACCAGAUGUCACAUUGGGUUGCAAAAAGGAGACCGUGA